AACAACAACCGCCAUACUGAUUCUAUUUUUUAACGGAAAAUAUUCAAUCGUUUACUGGAAGACGCUUUGUAGUUUGUCGUGUUGAGUUGUCGACGUUUUGUGUGUUAUGUCCGUUUCGGGUUAUCGUGCGCGUUGCUGUCCAAUGUCCAAUAACUUUUAAUCUUAAUGUUCUGUGUUAGGUAUAGGUCGGUCGGUGUCGAAAAAGUUCAGACUCGUUUGUCGUAACUAUACUUAGAAUAUAAUCUCCCAAACGUUUGGGUUUUCCGUUUUAACACUUUUACAUUAAACUUCCCGUACAAGUUGUUCCGCUCGAGCACUACGUCCACAACGUAAGUAUAUGUUAUUGUCGUGUCUACUGCUGUUGAAAAUUAUAUUCAGGUUCGUGCUGGCCAGUAUAGAAAAAUAUAUGAAAAUGGAUACAAAUAAACCCAUUCUAGUUGAAAAUGAAUAUGAUGAUGGUGUUGUUUGUUUUGGUCCAGUAACUGAAGAUCAAUUAAAUAGAUAUAAUAGAUUACCACGUCGCACCGUCUUACCUUCAGAUUUCGAAUUAAGCCAAUCCUUUUUUGAGCAAGAUGAAGAUAAGAAAAAUGAUCAGUCUACUGUCUUGGAUGAGUCUAAUGAAAACACAACAACAAGUGUUGAUAAUUCAAUUAAUAUAACUAUUUCAGCAAAUAAUUUUGAUGAAGAAAAAGAAAUCGGAACUAUGAAAUUAAAACAAAGCUUUCCUGAAGAUUCUAAUUCCAAAUUUUCUUCUCCGUGUUUCUCAAAAUGUAUGCCAAAUGCAAAGUUGAUGGAUACAGAAGUUAUUAAUAGAUACAUCAGAAUGAGAUCAACAUCGUCAAGUGAUUCUUCUUUAUCAGAAGACCAAAAUAAGUCUACAUUUGAAGAUGAAACCAUUAGCUUUACAGAUGCACAAGAAAUAGAGUCAAUUCAAGACAAUGAUGUCUUUGAUAAAACUAGUACCUGUGAACAUUUAUCUAUUUCAAGUGUGAUUGAGCAAGGCACUAGUAGCAGCCAACAAAAUGUAAUAAAUGAUUCUAUUAAUGUAUGCACUUUAAUACACUGUAGUCAAAAAGACGACGCAGAUUUAAGUAUUUGUAGUGACUCAGAACUUGGAGAUGUUACUGAGGAUUCAAUUGUUGCUGAUGAAUAUAGUGUUACACCUGGAAAACAGAGAUUGUUUGAUUUGCGAGUCACUAAACAAUCGCUUCGUGCUAAGGCUCUUGUAGCAUCUGCUCCAUUUAUGGAUAGAAUUGAGGAAACUACAACUCCUAUCAUGCCUACAGUUCUUAAUUCUACUAUAAUUUUAAAUAAAAUCAGUGAUGAACAAUCAGAAAUCAAGGAGAGGUUAAAUGUUUCAACAGUUAAUGAAAUAUGUCAUGAUAAAUCUACUGAGCAUUUAAAUCAAACUUCUAAUGAACAUUUGUUUGAAACUUCAAAGUUUGUUGAUGAAACUGUGGGAGAAUCAUUAGUAUCAAGCAAUUUAAAAAACAUGGUCUCUGUGAAUAAAAGUGUGGAUAGUAUGUUUGAUGAAACAAUAAACACGAAUCAACUUUCAACAGACAGCAGGGGUAUGAAUAUUAACAAAUCAUUAAUUAAAACUGAUCAAGUCGAAAAUACUUUAAAUGAUACAGUGCCCAAAUUUGAUAAUGAGCAGUCAAUGAAUAUCAAGACCAACAUUAGUAUUCCAACUGACGUAAAUUAUCAUUAUGGUAAAGAAUACUUACAUGGUGCACAAAUCGAUACUAAAUCAUCAAAUACCGGUGUGGAAGAUAAAAUAUUUGAUGAAACUUUGUACACUAAUGAACUUCCAAACAACAGAAGUAUGGAUUUGAAUCAGUCCUUAAAUGAAACUGAUCAUAUCCAAACUGCUAUAAAAGACACCGAGCAAAACUUUGAUGAUGAAACAAUGUAUACUAAUAAACCUUCUACAGACAACAGAAUUAUGGGUUUGAAUCAAUCUUUAAAUGAAACUGAGCACAAUUUUGAUGAUGAAAAGUCAAUGUGUAUCAUUUCCAACAAAGCUAUUCCAACUUCAGACUUAAGUUAUUAUAAUAAUGAAGAAUUCUCAGUUGCCAUGGAAGUUGACAUUAAAUCAACUAACACUAGUUAUGUGGAUAAAGAAUUUGAUGAUACGACAUACACUAAUAAACUUUCAACAGAUAACAGAAGCAUGGAUUUGAAUCAAUCUUUAAAUGAAACGAAUGUUGAAUAUACUUUAAAUGACACUAAGCAAACAUUUGAUGGUGAAAAGUCAAAUAUAACUAUUCCAACCUCAGACGUAAAUCAUUAUAACGAUGAAGAAUUCUCAGUUGCCAUGGAAGUUGACAUUAAAUCAACCAACACUAGUUAUGUGGAUAAAGAAUUUGAUGAUACAAUGUACACUAAUAAACUUUCAACAGAUAACAGAAGCAUGGAUUUGAAUCAAUCUUUAAAUGAAACGACUGUUGAAUAUACUUCAAAUGACACUAAGCAAACAUUUGAUGGUGAAAAGUCAAAUAUAACUAUUCCAACAUCAGUCAUAAAUCAUUAUAACAAUGAAGAAUUCUCAGUUGCCAUGGAAGUUGACAUUAAAUCAACUAGCUCUAGCUGUGUGGUUAAAGAAAUAAAUGAAACUGUGUGUACUCAUAAACUUUCAUUUAACAAUCAAAAUACUGAGCAAAAUGAUGACAAAAGGUCAACGUCUAUUACGUCAAAUAUAGCUAUUCCAACAUUCGGCUUAAUUGAUCUUAAUGAUAAAGAAGAAAACUCAAUUGUUACAGAAGUUGAUAUUAAAUCAAUUGAUACCAGUGUAGUUAAUAAAAUAUUAGAUGAAACAUUAUACACUCAAGAACCUUCAAUAAAUAACCAAAAUAUGAAUUUGAAUGAAACUAAUAUUGAAAAUACUUUAAAUGACACCAAACACAAAGUUGAUGAUGAAAAGACGAUAAAUGUCGUGUCCAACAUGUCUAUACCAACAACUGAUGUCAAAGGACAUAACAAUGAAGAAGAAAACUCAAUUGUUACAGAAGUCGAUAUUAAAUCAUUUGAUACCAGUGUAGUUAAUAAAAUAUCUAAUGAAGCAUUGUACACUCAUGAACUUUCAAUAAAUAAGCAAAAUAUGGAUUUGAAUAAAUCUUUAAAAGAAACUAAUAUUGAAAAUACUUCAAAUGACACUGAACUAAAAUUUGAUGAUGAAAAGUCAAUGAAUGUCGUAUUCAACAUGUCUAUACCAACAACUGAUGUCAAAGGACAUAACAAUGAAGAAGAAUACUCAAUUGUUACAGAAGUUGAUAUUAAAUCAAUUGAUACCAGUGUAGUUAAUAAAAUAUUUGAUGAAACAUUGUACACUCAAGAACUUUCAAUAAAUAACCAAAAUAUGGAUUUGAAUAAAUCUUUAAAAGAAACUAAUAUCGAAAAUACUUCAAAUGACACUGAACUAAAAUUUGAUGAUGAAAAGUCAAUGAAUAUUAUGUCCAACAUGGCUACACCAACAUCAGAUGUUAAAGGUCAUAACAAUGAAGCAUUCUCAGUUGCCAUGGAAGUUGAUAUUACAUCAACUAACACUAGUUGUGUAGAUAAAGAGUUAGAUGAAUCAGUAUACGCCAAUAAACUUGUAUCAAACGACCAAAGUAUUAUUUUGGAUAAAUCCUUAAAUGACACUGAACACAAAUUUGAUGAUGAAAAGUCAAUGAAUGUUAUGUCCAACAUGGCUAUAGCAACAUCUGAUGUCAAUGAUCAUAAUGAUAAAGAAAACUCAAUUGCCACAAAAAUUGAUAUUAAAUCAAUUAAUACCAGUAUAGUGGAUAAAAUAUUUGAUGAAUCAAUGUUAAUAAAUGCUAAUAAAAUUUUAAUAGACAGCAGAACUAUUAAUUGCAAUAAAUCCUUAAAUGAAACUAGAAGCGCUUCAAAUAUUACUGAACACAGGUUUAAGAAUAAUAUCCAAAACACCUCUGUUUCAGCAAUUAAUUUUGAUGAUAAUUUGGUUUUAAAUAAACUGGAUAAGAGUAUCUUAAAAACCCCAAUCAAUUCUGAUACUUCAUUUGUAGGAAUCAAUGAAGUUGAUAUAACCUGCAAUACAUCACUAGAAGACCCAUCAUGUAGAAUGAGACAAUAUUUAGACUUUGAACAAGCUGUAAAUGAAAUGUGCAAUGAUAUUUCAUCAGCAAGUUGUCCUGAUGGAAAAUCAAAUCAGCCAAAAGAAAGUCUUGACGAUGAAACUAUUGAACGCUUGAUUGAACAAACGCUUUCUUCUGAUACAUUCAAUGUAGCAAAAGUAAAUGAAAAUUUCUCCAAUUAUGUUGGACCAAACUUAUCGGUCAUUAUUGAAGAUAAUAAAUCUUUGGAAACUUCUCGUAACAACACGGAACUGCAUGAAGAUUCUGUAAACUCCAAUAAUGAUAUACCAAUUACUUUGGAGUCUGAAAGUACUGUUAAUGAAGUCAAUGAUACUGAAUUGUUGAAUAAAUCAACAGUAACUACUUCUUCAAAAUCUGAAGUGGGUUUAGCAUAUGGAACAGAUGUUAAUAUUCAAAUCAAAGCAAAUGAGACAAAACAUAAUGGAAGUCCAAUGUUUAGUGAUGAAUUAUCAAAAAUAGAACUUCAUACAUUUACCCAAACAAAUAAAAACUUGAAUAAUAUCCCUGAAGAUGUCAAUGAAGUACAUUUAAUACAAGAUACUUCUGAUGAAAACGACUUAAAUCCAAUAGCCAAUCAAAUUACAGCUGGCAUUCCUAACUCCGCUGAUUUUAAACUUAUUUCAAAUACAGAAAUAACUCAAAAAAACUUAACUGAUCAAGAUGAAUUACUUAAUAAUGAUAAUCAGCAACAAGAUUUAUUAGAUGCAACUACAAAUAUUGAUAGUAGCUUAGAAGAAUUUACAAAUCUGGAACAGAUGUUUGAUUUUGGAGACAAUAAAAAAGAAAAACAAGUGGAAUAUAAGACUCCCAAGACAGAAAAACUAUUGGAUUUUAGUAUUGUUCAACAAACACCCACUUUUGACAAUGAAGCAAAGAAACAAAAGGUAUUAAAUUUCAGUAUUGUUGAUCCAACACCAAUAUUAAAAAAGGCCCAACAAAUAUAUCCAAAUGAAAAUGUUGAAAAUGUUAUAAAAAAUGCCAGUUUAAUACGUUUUAGCUCAGCUGAUGAACAAAUGUGGAAUUCAGAAGUAGUGACAAAAAAUGAAAUUAAUUUUAAAGAUUUUCAAAACUCCAAUGAUUCUUCAUUAAACAAUCUAUCAACAAUUUCACCUCCAGAUUUGGAAUUAUUACCUGAUGAGUCAAUUAAAGCAAAUACAUCUAGUUUCAGUAACUCAUCUUUUGAUCAAACAAUAACUGAUUCUAAUUUAAAUCUGCCUUCAUAUUCUUGUGCAAAUAGUAUAACAGAAUUAAAUAAUGUGGAACCAUUGAUGUUCAUCAACAAACAAAUUGCUUCUGGUGAGCCUUCCAACUCUUUAAAUCAAACAAUUGAACAAAGUGAAUUAAAACAUAAAAUGUUGUAUGGUGAACACUGUGUGGCAAAAGCAUCUACUACAGGUUUAAAAUCGGACUUAAAACUGUUAUCAAAUACUACGUUGAAUAAAAAUAUUGAUUUUGUAGAGUUUAAAGAGGAUUCAAACCAACAACUGCGUUUUAACUCAAAUGAACAAGCCAUUGUGGAUUUCAGCAUUAUUGACCAAAGAAUAUUGGAAAAUUUUGAAUCAAAAAAAAAAACUGAUCAAACAUCUGUUGAAUCUGAUAGUAAUGUUUCUAAUCUAAUUGAAAUGUCUCUUGUUUCUAAAUCUGAUGAUCAAUCAAAUAUUUUAUCUAAAAAUCAAAUUAUUCCCAUCAUUUCUGAUAAUAAAUCUGAAAAAUCUAUGCAAAGUAGUUCUGAUGACAUUACUAGCACGGCUUUACACUUAGAAGAAUCUUCAUUUUUGCACAACAACACUGAAUUGUUAACUGAUGUACAGAUGAACGAUGAAUCACUUCUAAUGGAAUCGCCAGAAAAAAGUUCAAUUGUUGAUUCUUUUCAUAGUAUAGAAUUGGAUCAUGUACAGGAAGAUAAUAAAAGGAAAACAGAGACUACUCGAGAACAUGAUAACAUCAACAAAAAAAUGAAGGUAGAAGAGAGUGAGACCCUGAAGACACCAAUGUCGAUGCUCUAUAAAAUUAAAAAUAUGUUCAGGAGCAGUGAAAAACAGCCAUCCCGCUUAAACAAUACAAAAGAAAACAAUUUCAAAUCAGAUAAAUGCUAUCAAAAAUUAAACUUUAACAAAUUCGAAGAAAAUAAUGAUUUUGCUAAACCACCAAUAACUUUAAAAAAAUCAGAAGUUACAGUAAAAAGUAAAAUACCUUGCAAAGUCACCGAUAGAUCAUUAGCAAAAAAUGAUGAGUUUAAUAGUUCAUCACUAUCAUCCUUGAAUGAUAGUAUUAAACAAAAAAAGACCAUACCAAAGUUCUCGGGAGUUCCUGUAUUAUCUGAUGUAUCUAAUUCAUCCAACAGAAAAUGUCCAGAAAGUCGUAUACCAUCCAAAUUCCAAAAAUAAUGUGCAUAAAAAUGUUUUUAUAAUUAUUAUUUGAUUUUUAUUUUAGUUAAGUUAUUUACUAUGAGAAUAAGGAUAAUGUAUAAGAAAAAAAAUCUACAUGUAGGUAUACAUAUUAUUAUAAUGCCCUAAAAAGAGUUAAAAAUUUUAUAAUUUUUAU
This is a messenger RNA of Myzus persicae (green peach aphid), 6662 nucleotides long. RefSeq lists its product as uncharacterized. The transcript has 9 exons. The coding region runs from base 338 to 6505 and encodes 2055 amino acids. The record is from RefSeq and is a predicted model, not a curated record. NCBI's taxonomy places the organism in Eukaryota, Metazoa, Arthropoda, Insecta, Hemiptera, Aphididae.